This is a messenger RNA of Gorilla gorilla gorilla (western lowland gorilla), 997 nucleotides long. It is a transcript of the gene PVALB, whose product is annotated as parvalbumin. Gene Ontology annotation, cellular component: cytoplasm. NCBI's taxonomy places the organism in Eukaryota, Metazoa, Chordata, Mammalia, Primates, Hominidae. The transcript is spliced from 4 exons. The coding region runs from base 476 to 808 and encodes 110 amino acids. Gene Ontology annotation, molecular function: calcium ion binding. The record is from RefSeq and is a predicted model, not a curated record.
GGGCCUAGGGGGUCCUGAAGUGCAGGCUGGCCGCUGAGGGUUCAGGAUCUUCCCCCACGGGGCAGGACAUCCUCCGAGGUUCCCAGAUCUGAGACGGCGCACCUCCUGCGUGUCCUUGACGGCAGGUGGACUUUCCAGACCCAGCUGGUGACGCCAGUGCCCCCUAAAUCCCAGAAGUGGCCCCUUCCCUCGUGCCCUGGCCGCAGCCCCUGGGAUCCCGCGGACCCCUGGCCUGGCGGUGCAAGAGUGGUAGCAGGUCCGCGCGCCUUCUUGCCGGCGGCCGGCGCUGCUCAGCGGCGCGGCUGGACUGAGCCGCUCCCGCUGCGCUCAGAGUCCGGGCCCCUGGCGCCAUGCCAGGCCCGGCGGGGGUGCGCCCGGCGCGCAGCACUGCAGCGCUGGUCAUAUGAGCAGAAAUGAUGAGAAAAGCACUUUUUAAUCUUUUCGCACUUGCUCUGCCCGCUCAAACAGUUGCAGGAUGUCGAUGACAGACUUGCUGAACGCUGAGGACAUCAAGAAGGCGGUGGGAGCCUUUAGCGCUACCGAUUCCUUCGACCACAAAAAGUUCUUCCAAAUGGUCGGCCUGAAGAAAAAGAGUGCGGAUGAUGUGAAGAAGGUGUUUCACAUCCUGGACAAGGACAAAAGUGGCUUCAUCGAGGAGGAUGAGCUGGGAUUCAUCCUAAAAGGCUUCUCCCCAGAUGCCAGAGACCUGUCUGCUAAAGAAACCAAGAUGCUGAUGGCUGCUGGAGACAAAGAUGGGGACGGCAAAAUUGGGGUUGACGAAUUCUCCACUCUGGUGGCUGAAAGCUAAGAAGCACUGACUGCCCCUGGUCUUCCACCUCUCUGCCCUGAACACCCAAUCUCGGCCCCUCUCGCCACCCUCCUGCAUUUCUGUUCAGUUCGUUUAUGUUAUUUUUUACUCCCCCAUCCCCUGUGGCCCUCUAAUGACACCGUUCUUCUGGAAAAUGCUGGAGAAGCAAUAAAGGUUGUACCAGUCAGA